Molecule: messenger RNA, 1518 nt
Organism: Bathycoccus prasinos
Lineage: Eukaryota; Viridiplantae; Chlorophyta; Mamiellophyceae; Mamiellales; Bathycoccaceae
Exons: 2
Coding region: 1-1518 (505 amino acids)
Biological process (GO): charged-tRNA amino acid modification
Cellular component (GO): cytoplasm
Molecular function (GO): tRNA adenosine(64)-2'-O-ribosylphosphate transferase activity
Source: RefSeq, a predicted model, not a curated record
AUGGAUGUUCAGGAAGAUUAUGACAUCGGCGACAACGAGGAAGGGUAUACUACUGAUAACGAGAAGUUCGCUUUACUCGCAGACGAGGACAUCGAGCGGUCGAUUAAGCCCAAUUUUUAUCAGCGGUGUCGAGAGAUUCGCAAAAGUAACCAGGACGUUUUGAAUCGAAUGAGAAGCGUUUACGUGGAUCAUGCGUUCGUACAGGAGACCAUAGAGAAACUCGGAGGAGAGCAGACUUUGCCUGUUGUCUUUGCGAAUUUGCGGUGCGGCGCGUGGUAUACGGAUUUACGGAAAGCAAAAACGUGCACAUUCAAAUCCAUCGACGGACAUAACUUAAAUCACCAAUUUUCGCAAAGUCGGUUGAAUACGCACGUUUUGUUAGAAGCGAGUCGAGAUGGAUCAGCAUCUAAAGUCAUCAUAGUGGACGCGACGAAGAGUAAAACGAAACGGUUUCCAGACGCUUUGGCCAAGACUGUUCCGAUAUGGUGUGCGACUAUUAAUCGAGCGUGCGAAGUGAUUGUAAAAAACGCUCGGAUUGAAAAAGAUGAAUUUCCGGAUUUCUUGAGCGAAAACGAAUUACACGCGAUUGAGACGAAAAUGGCGUCGUUCGUGGAGACAUUUUUGAGCGUGGUUCCCGAGACACACUUCGCGGAGAUUAAAGAAGGUUUGGAAAAGUCUGGACCGCUUCACUGUGAGUACGUUUGUAGGAACAAUUUGGAGAAUAUCGUCGUGAGAAGUCGGGAAAAAAAGAAGGCGACGGUUUUGUAUCUUCUGAGCGCCUCGAUGCCGCUGACGAAAUCCGGAGAGAGAUGUAAAUUCGAACUAGGUAAUAAGACGAUAUCGUACAACUACUUUCCGGGUGCCGCAGACGACGAGGAAACGUGGGCUUUCGAUUUAACACCGAAGCAGUUCCAACGACACAUGGAGAAGUUUGUUUCGUGCGAAAGCUCAAAAGCGUGCGAACGUUUAAUCAGAGAAGUGAUACAAACGGGCAGCGAGGAUGACAUGGACGGGAAUGAAAAUGAGGAUGUGUUUAUAUCCUUAAAAGAUGCUUUAGACUCAAAUGUAUACGUUGGAACGUUUCAAGCGCUUCUCAAUGGGAACGCGAGAGAGGAGGAUGUUCACGCGGUUUUAUACGUUGGUUCAAAACACUCGCCCAAUUUUUCAGUCAAGCGCGAAGACACGAAGGACUAUUUACACGUGCCUUUAAAGUUUGCUAAGCAGAAAAGAGGUGAUAUAGAAGAAAAAUUACCGAUAUGCGUGGAGUUUUUGAUGAAACAUGCAACCACAGAAGGUAAAAAUACAGGCGUUUUCGUGUGUUGCGACGAUGCGAAAGAUCUCUCGAUUGCAGUCAUCGCUGCGUUUCAGUUGGUCAAGAACAAAGCACACUUACCGGUAGACUUUACGAAAGAAACAGUCAGAAAAGUUCUACUGCUGAUCGCGACUCAACAUUCGAUUGCUAAUCCUUGUCAAGGCACUGUGAAGCAAGUGUAUGCGUACAAGAAUAGAACCACGUGA